Molecule: messenger RNA, 2404 nt
Organism: Drosophila miranda
Lineage: Eukaryota; Metazoa; Arthropoda; Insecta; Diptera; Drosophilidae
Exons: 3
Coding region: 818-1591 (257 amino acids)
Molecular function (GO): nucleic acid binding
Source: RefSeq, a predicted model, not a curated record
AUUAGUGGUGAAGUGUAAAAAAUUUAAUUUUGUUUGAUUUAUUUAACAUUUAAAAUUGUAUUUUGCUUCCGAAAGUCGUGUGAGUGACCGCGGAAAUGCUCAUACAUUCGCCCGACUGUACGAUCCCUUAGGUUUCAUUACCGCGAAGGCGUUACUCAAGGACACAUGGCUGGCCCGCAUCAAACGCAACGAUGGCAGCCUAGCACAACUGGACUAGGACGAACCUCUGCUAACCGAACUGCUUGAUAGAUUGCAGGGAUUCAUACAGAAUGGCUGCGCUUCAACAUCCACGACGUUGCCUCGUUACAGCUACAUGCUUUCUGCGAUGGAUCCUCACUAGCGUAUGCAGCAUGCGCAUAUAUUCGCGCAGAACUACCAGACGGAAGGAUUCAAACUCAUUUGCUAGCUGCACGCAGUCGAGUCACAUCCACGAAACCCAUCACCAUUCCACGAGUCGAACAUACGGGUGCGCUGCUGGCAGUUAAACUUGCACCAACUCCUGGACCAACUUCGCACAGCAGGACCACCUAUCACAACCUUCUAUUGGUCAGAAGCUACUAUCGUCUUGUUUUGGAUAAACGGAGAUCCCCACCGAUGGCAAACCCCUGUGUCAAACCGCGUUGGACAGAUCUUGGAGCACAGUACAUCAACUCAGUGGAGACAUGUACCCACUGCGGUGAACCCAGCGGACUGCGCAACUCGUGGCUUAACACCACAAGAGUUAGCAGUACAUCCAUUGUGGUGUUCUGGACCAUCAUAGCUACAGCAGUCGGAAAUUCAAUGGCCGUCACACGGAGUUUCUAGUCAAGAUAUCGACAUGACUAUAACCGAGGAGAAACCAUUAGUUUUGUUCCAAAAUGCUGUGCAAGUCUCGGAGGCUCCAGAAACCGUCUUCCAAAACUCUUCCUCAUACAACAGCAUUCAACAGGAGGUCUACGCGAUAGAAAAGGCAAGCAAGGCACUAUCGGGCACACACAAGCUGUGUCAAUUAUCCCCAUUUCUAGAUGACCAACAAAUCCUACAAGUCAGCGGUCGGGUCAGAAAUGCAAUGCACCUUCCAAUAUGCCAGCGACAACCAAUGAUCAUUCCCAAUCAUCAUCAUUUUACCGAUCUCGUCGUGCGUAAUGCACAUCGUCUCGCAUUCCAUGGCGGCACCGAAUUAACGCUGGCCACAAUUCGACAUAAAUUCUGCAUAGUCAACGGAAAAAAAACUGUCAAAAGCAUUCUUCGACAAUGCGUCCGAUGUUUUCGUCACCGACCGAAACCAACAGCACAAUCGAUGGCUGAUCUUCCCCUACAUAGAGUCAAUCCUCCAACUCGUGCAUUCAGCGCUACCGGAGUGGACGCGUUCGAAAUUCAAGCAUCCAGAUUGCGUGGAUACACAAACUACAAGACGUAUAUCGCAGUUUUCAUCUGUUUGGCUACAAAGGCAAUUGACAUUGAAGCGGUCACGGGCUUAACCACCGAACACUUUCUCAUGGCUCUAAAACGUUUCAUCGCCGCCGGGGCUACUGUCAACACAUGUAUAGCGACUGCGGCACAAACUUCAUUGGUGCCGACCGGGCUCUUUAAACCUGGCAAAUACAGUUGAAAUACAGUUACGCACAACUUUAACACCUGCUUUAGCGGCCCGACACGUCCAAUAGCUUUAUGACCUACGAACAACUUGCUACCGUGCUAACACAAACUGAACCCUGUUUAAAUUCCAGGCCACUAAGCGCUGAGCCGGAGGACCUAGCUGUCCUCACCCCGGCACAUUUUCUUAUUGGUGAUUCAUAGCUCCGCCGGACGUAACGACAAGAGAUGUUCCACCAAUUUCUCGAAGGACAGAAAAUGAUCCGGCAAUUUUUGAAUCGUUGGAGUUCGGAUUGGCUAUCACAUUUUCAAGCCCGUCCAAAGUGGCGACGUGAAACCGAAAAUCUACAAAUCAGCGAUUUAGUUAUUGUCAAGGAUGACCGACUGCCACGCAACGAGUGGAAGUUGGGAAGGAUAAUAGAAGUUCACGCUGGAGCUGACAGUUUAGUCAGAGUCGCCACCGUUAAAACGAUCUGUCUCUAAACUAUGUGGGCUACCGUUGCCACAGACCUCAGAAUAAUCCUAUCACCUUAUUUAUUCACAGAGCAUUCACAUGUGACAUCCUUUGGCUACCAAUACUGGUCCCUGUACUGGGGGCGGCAUUGACGGUUUUCUAUAAGAGAAACUACAGAGAGAGUGGGAGCUUCCUAACUACUAGGGCGGCGUAAGCUCGUCUCCAAUCAGCAAGGAGAGUCUUCGUUUGCGUUUCGACGAAAGCACAUCAAGCAGUUGCAGCCGGCCGCGCUUAAACCUGUCGUACUCAUUUAAAUUGUACCAUAUACGCAAUUACAUGUUAAAGUUUAAGUUGCUUCAAGUCCCAAUGAAUAAA